AUGGUCGCUCAUUCAAAAGACCUGCCUCAGCAGAUCAACGCGGUCCUUGAUGCCGUUCACACCAAAAAAUCAGCCCGUGCUCGUCCUCUCCCUGCAGUCGCCCUUGUCAGCUUCAUUGCCGUCGUUAUCGGACGCUAUCUGAGCAACAAGCAGGCAAAGGCCAAGAAGGCCGCCGCUGCUUCCAAGGUCUCGACUGAGGGUACCAGCAGCAGUAGCUCCAAUGUGAAGGAGGGCAAGGUUGUUGCGCCUAAAAAGACCUCGAAACCCAUCAAGCACACUACACCAGAGACGUUUGCACGCAACCGCAAGUACUUCCCACCAUCCAAGGUCGCCUCGGCCGGAUCGUCUGCUUCCUCUGCAAAGUCCUCGGUUAAGGUCGGCGUCAACAAGGAGUUCUUCCGCCAGAUCGAGUCCAUCUUCAAGAUCUUGAUCCCCAGGCUGCACUGCAAGGAAACUAUGAUCCUGGUCCUUCAUACCACCUUCUUGGUUCUCCGUACCUACCUCAGUGUUGUCGUUGCCCGUCUUGACGGAGCUAUUGUCAAGGACUUGAUUCGCUACCUGCAAUCCAAGCUGUCAAUCGCAUUCCGUACACGCUUGACUCGCUACGUCCACGACCUGUACCUCAACGACCAGGUCACCUACUACAGGGCAUUGAACUUGGACGACCGCAUUGAGGGCGUUGACCAAUACAUCACCACCGAUGUCGCCAAGUUCUGUGAUUCUUUGGCAGGACUCUACUCCAACUUGGGCAAGCCCAUCCUGGAUACCAUCAUCUUCAACUACCAGCUGAUGCGCUCUAUCGGUGUCUCUGGAAUGGGUGGACUCUUUGUCUCCUAUGUUGUCACCGCCUUCUUGCUCCGCAUGGUCACCCCUGCCUUUGGUAAAUUGGCCGCCGUCGAGGCCAAGUUGGAGGCAAGUUCUUUUCAUAGCUCUCACUUUCGCGGUGACUUCCGCUCUGCUCACACUCGUCUGAUCACCAACGCCGAGGAGGUUGCUUUCUACAACGGAGCUGACUUGGAGCACUCGAUCUUGACCAGGACCUACAAGCGCUUGAUCCGUCACAUCAACUCGAUCUACAAGAUCCGUAUCGCCUACAACAUGUUCGAGGACUUUAUCAUCAAGUACUGCUGGUCUGCUGUUGGUUUGACCCUCUGUGCCUUGCCCGUCUUCUUCCCUGCCUUGGGAGGUGUUGACUCUGUCAAGGAUAUUGCCAGUGGAGACAAGGUGGUUGGUGCCCGUACCAAGGGCUUUAUCACCAGCAAGCGUCUGAUGAUGUCGUUGGCCGAUGCUGGUGGACGUAUGAUGUACUCUUACAAGGAAAUGUCCGAGUUGGCCGGUUCGACUCUUCGUGUCUACAACUUGAUCUCUGUCCUUCACCAGCUCCAGGCCGGUGAGUUCGAGGGACCUGCCCCUAAGACUGCUGCUGCUGGAUCUUCGGCCUCUUCCCAGGACGGCGAUGCCGAGGCUGAGUUCUACUCGAUGGCUGACAUUCGCGGCGUCAUGAACUAUGGUUACGAGGGUAUCAAGUUUGUCGGUGUGCCCAUCGUGACUCCUUCUCCCGGAAACGCUAACGGAGGCGAGGAAUUGGUGCGUAACUUGAACGUUGAUGUCAAGCCCGGCGACCACAUGCUCGUCACUGGACCCAACGGUGUUGGUAAGACUGGGUUCGCUCGUCUUGUCAGCGGUCUUUGGCCCGUCUUCCGUGGCGAGGUCUCCCGCCCCAGCCCCAAGGACAUCUUUUACAUCCCUCAGCGCGCCUACUUGUCGAUUGGAUCGUUGAGAGACCAGGUUAUCUACCCUCACUCGCACGCCGACAUGAUCAAGGCCGGCCGGACAGAAGAGGAGUUGAUGACCAUCUUGAAGCAUGUUCACUUGGCCUACAUCCCUGAUCGCGAGGGAGGCUGGGACACUGUCAAGGAGUGGAAAGACGUCUUUUCUGGCGGAGAGAAGCAAAGAAUGAACAUGGCAAGAUUGUUCUAUCACAAGCCCAAGUUCGCCAUUUUGGACGAGUGCACGUCUGCGGUCAGUUCGGAUGUUGAGGGAUUGAUGUACAACCACGCCAAAGAUGAGGGUAUUACCCUUAUUACAAUCUCGCAUCGUCCUGCACUGUUCAAGUACCACUUGCACUUGCUCAAGUUGACGGGCGACCACGGCCACUGGGAGUUCUCGACCAUCGGAACAGCAGAGGAGCGUCAGUCGGUUGAGAACGAGAUUAAGUCCUUGCAGGCCAAGUUGGACGAGGUUGAGGACCUGAAGAAGCGCCACGCUGAGAUCCAGAAGGAGCUCGAGGUUGGACUGAACGCUGGUCCUCAAGACGGCACCAAGGUCCAGAAGCGUGGACUGUUCUAG
Messenger RNA from Linnemannia hyalina, 2349 nucleotides. The record is from the annotation of a GenBank genome assembly. NCBI's taxonomy places the organism in Eukaryota, Fungi, Mortierellomycota, Mortierellomycetes, Mortierellales, Mortierellaceae.